Momordica charantia (bitter melon) is the source of this 2681-nucleotide messenger RNA. It is a transcript of the gene ABCB25, whose product is annotated as ABC transporter of the mitochondrion 3. Gene Ontology annotation, biological process: intracellular iron ion homeostasis; transmembrane transport. Gene Ontology annotation, cellular component: mitochondrial inner membrane. Gene Ontology annotation, molecular function: ATP hydrolysis activity; ABC-type transporter activity; ATP binding. The record is from RefSeq and is a predicted model, not a curated record. Lineage: Eukaryota; Viridiplantae; Streptophyta; Magnoliopsida; Cucurbitales; Cucurbitaceae.
CCUCCCUGUCCGGGGGCAAGGGGUUAAAAUGGCGCGGCAAAAGUUUUCUCCGUUGAAUGGAUUGUUAUAAAUUAUGUGCACGAUUUAGGGUUUCGGAUUUCCAGUUUAUUUAUGGAACAUGCAUGAGUAAUUCCUGCUGGAUUGAUUGAAUCAUCCUUAGAAAUUACCCAGAGAUUUGGAUUGAAGGCACUUCUGUUAAUCAGAAUACAGAGAAGAAGAAUUGAAGAAGAAGAAAAAUGUUGGCGGCGUGUAGGUGCAUCGGAGCGACCGAGCUUAUUCAAGUUAAUGGCAGAAAUUUCACCUCUCCCAAAAGCGGAGCCGCAUUCUUGCUCUAUUGCAAUCGCAAUUACAAUAAUCUUCCAACCGGCGCAGUUGGAAGUAUCUCCGAUCGACAUCUGAGCUUAGGCAGCAACUUCAGCAGGACCCAUGAUGAUCGUAUUUUACCCAUUUCAGGCCGUGAUUCUCGCAGUUUUAGUACCUGUAGAUCGAAUUCGAAUCCGUUGAACCGUGUUCAUGCUUUCUUGUCUGAUCCUUCUCCUUCACCCUCGACGAGAGGGCUUUCACCCGGUUCAAUGUUAAAUUGGCGACUAGUGUUCUCAACGUCUUCAGGAAAUGGCAGUGGUGCAGCAUCUCCCAACAGCAGAAGUACUAAGCCUACUAGUAAAGGGUCAGAGUCCCAAGUUGCUGACAUGAAGAUUCUUCGUACUCUUGCUAGUUACUUGUGGAUGAAGGACAAUUCCGAGUUCCAUCUCAGGGUUAUUAUGGCUUUGGGUUUUUUGGUCGGGGCUAAGAUUUUGAACGUUCAGGUACCAUUUCUCUUCAAGUUAGCUGUUGACUGGUUGACCACUGCUUCCGGGAAUGCAGCUGCUCUUGCUUCUUUCACUGCCGCUAAUUCCACCAUGUUAACUCUUUUUGCGACACCAGCUGCGGUUUUAGCUGGUUAUGGAAUUGCCCGGUCCGGGGCUUCUGCUUUCAACGAGCUGCGGACUGCUGUUUUCUCCAAGGUAGCACUACGAACGAUUCGAUCUGUAUCACGCAAGGUUUUUUCACACUUGCAUGACCUUGACCUCCAGUAUCAUCUUAGCCGUGAGACAGGUGCCUUAAGUAGAACUAUUGAUCGUGGUAGUCGUGCUAUAAAUUUUAUUCUUUCAGCCAUGGUUUUCAAUGUUGUACCCACCAUCUUAGAGAUAUCCAUGGUAUCAGGUAUUCUGGCCUAUAAAUUUGGAGCUCCAUUUGCAUUGAUCACUUCACUAUCAGUGACAGCAUAUGUCAUUUUUACAUUGACCGUAACUCAGUGGAGAACUAAGUUUAGGAAGGCCAUGAAUAAGGCUGACAAUGAUGCAAACACCAGGGCAAUUGAUUCACUUAUUAAUUAUGAGACAGUCAAAUACUUCAAUAAUGAAGCCUAUGAAGCCAACAAAUACGAUGAGUAUCUCAAGAAGUAUGAGGAUGCUGCUCUGAAAACACAGCGGAGUCUGGCCUCCUUGAACUUUGGCCAAAAUGUAAUAUUUAGCACAGCUCUGUCAACUGCUAUGGUGCUGUGUUCACAUGGAGUGAUGAGUGGGAAUAUGACAGUUGGGGAUCUGGUUAUGGUGAAUGGACUACUUUUCCAGUUAUCUCUUCCUCUUAAUUUCCUUGGUAGUGUUUAUCGGGAGACCAUUCAGAGCCUUGUUGAUAUGAAAUCGAUGUUUCAAUUGCUGGAGGAAAGAGCUGAUAUCAGAGACAAGGACAAUACGAAGCCUUUAAAGUUGGAUGGGGGUAGCAUUGAGUUCGAUAAUGUACAUUUCAGUUACCUGGCAGAAAGAAAGAUUCUUGACGGGGUAUCUUUCGUUGUACCUGCUGGAAAGAGUGUAGCUAUUGUUGGUACCAGUGGCAGUGGCAAGUCAACUAUUCUUCGCUUGCUCUUCAGGUUCUUUGACAUCCAUUCAGGAAGUAUUAAAAUUGAUGGUCAAGAUGUACGGGAGGUGACACUAGAUAGCUUACGGAAAUUUGUUGGCGUUGUGCCACAAGAUCUGGUCCUGUUCAAUGAUACAAUUUUCCAUAAUAUUCAUUAUGGUCGUCUUUCAGCUACGAAGGAGGAGGUUUACGAUGCAGCUCAACGUGCUGCAAUACAUGAUACUAUCAUGAACUUUCCUCAACAAUAUUCUACAGUUGUUGGCGAAAGGGGGCUUAAGUUGAGUGGUGGUGAGAAACAACGUGUGGCUUUAGCUCGAGCAUUCUUGAAAGCACCUUCCAUUCUGCUAUGUGAUGAGGCUACAAGUGCAUUAGAUAGCACAACGGAGGCAGAAAUUUUGACUGCAUUGAAGUCACUUGCGAAUAAUCGAACCUCGAUCUUCAUUGCUCAUAGGCUUACUACUGCCAUGCAGUGUGAUGAGAUUAUAGUUUUGGAGAAUGGUAAGGUGAUUGAACAAGGACCCCAUGAAGUUCUCUUAUCAAAUGCUGGAAGAUAUGCACAGCUGUGGGGCCAGCAAAAUAACACCAUUGAUGCACUUGAGACAGCAGUUAAAUUGGAAGCACAAUAAAAGGGAAAAUAUUCAAGAUCAUCCAAGAUAAGGAAAUUUCACCCUCCAAUAAUUUAUCUAGUUUUGCGUUGGUUUAUAGGACCUUGAUUUUUGUUAUAUGUACCAUAUUGUAAUACCUUUAUCAUCAUUACAUCAAUUUAAGAGUGUUUAAUUUAAGAA